AGACUCCUAUCGAAGGAUCGUUUCCCUCCUCCCCUCCUCGCCCUCUUCGUCUCUACAUAAACCCUCGCUCUCCUCCCACUUCGCACCCCGAAACCCCUUCGCCCUUCGAUCCCAAACCCUCUCUGAAUCCAAACGCGCACAACGAUGAGCCGACACCCCAGUACUAAAUGGGCUCAGAGGUCCGAUAAGGUGUUCAUCACCAUUGAACUGCCUGAUGCGAAAGAUGUGAAGCUAACAUUGCAACCCGAUGGGCAUUUCUAUUUCUCUGCUAAGAGUGGCGCUGAUAAUAUACCCUACGAGCUUGACCUUGAGUUGUUUGACAGUGUCAAUGUGGAUGAGAGCAAAGCAGCUAUUGGCUUGAGAAAUAUAUGCUACCUUGUGAAAAAAGCGCAGAGUAAUUGGUGGCCUAGGCUGUUGAAGAAGGAGGGGAAGCCUCCUGUGUUUUUGAAGGUGGACUGGGACAAAUGGGUCGACGAAGAUGAUGAGAAGGAAAAUAAAUUUGGAGAUAUGGACUUUGGUGACAUGGAUUUCUCGAAGUUGGAUAUGGGUGGUGCUGAUGACGACUUUGAGGAUGAGGAUGACGCGGCCGGCCCUGCUGGGAACGCUGGCGACGAUGAGGAAAUGGCAGAAUCCAAGAAGGAUGAAGAGGACAUUAAGGUGGAGGCGGCGGCCGCACCAGCUGCGGUUGCAGCUGAUGAGCCUGCGGCAAAGGCAUAAAAUAUAACCUUUUAGGUUUAUCUCUCUUUUCUCUCCUGCCCCGCCAUGGGAAUUAUUGCAUAGCUUCUGUCAACUUUGAACCAGCCCUUAGAAGGUUUUGCAGCUAGUUUGUGGAGAAUGAUUAUGUAUUUUUCCGGUUGAUGCAUGUUAUCUUUCCUUUUCUUUCCUUUUUUUUUUCAAUAGUUGUUUCUAUUUUAACUUCUACAAAACGUUUGAGGAUGAGACAUACUUUGUUUCGUUGGUAUAUCCAUAGAUUAUGUUUGUUGCCUGAUGCAUAGUGAUCUAACAUUUUUAGACUGAAAUGUGUUAUGUCUCUUGUUUGAAAUUUAGGAAGCUUACAUAAAUCACUCGUGUCGAAAUCUCUGAGCUUUAUAUAGGGCAUGGUUUGCCUUGCUAAAUAAAUUAUGUAUAACAAGGAGGCAUUGAUAAUA
Ananas comosus (pineapple) is the source of this 1148-nucleotide messenger RNA. RefSeq lists its product as uncharacterized. The transcript is spliced from 6 exons. NCBI's taxonomy places the organism in Eukaryota, Viridiplantae, Streptophyta, Magnoliopsida, Poales, Bromeliaceae. The record is from RefSeq and is a predicted model, not a curated record. Gene Ontology annotation, biological process: protein folding; chaperone-mediated protein complex assembly. Gene Ontology annotation, cellular component: cytosol; nucleus. Gene Ontology annotation, molecular function: protein-folding chaperone binding; Hsp90 protein binding. The coding region runs from base 145 to 717 and encodes 190 amino acids.